Condylostylus longicornis is the source of this 3558-nucleotide messenger RNA. Its product is annotated as GTP-binding protein 2. The record is from RefSeq and is a predicted model, not a curated record. Gene Ontology annotation, biological process: translational elongation. Lineage: Eukaryota; Metazoa; Arthropoda; Insecta; Diptera; Dolichopodidae. Gene Ontology annotation, molecular function: translation elongation factor activity; GTP binding; GTPase activity. The transcript is spliced from 4 exons. Bases 1566 to 3404 code for a protein of 612 amino acids.
CCAAUUUUUUAAAAAUGUCCUACUGUUGAAUCAAACAUAUUGGAAGAAAAUGUUUACUUUAAUUUUACAAAUUUAAAUAGCAAUUAAUAUAAAAAUAUUCCAAAAUAUAUACAUAAAUAUUGUACAAGUAGUUCGCAGAUACUUUCAUAUAAAAUUUUAUAAAAUUACGCUGGAGGGAAUUGAACUGUUUAUCAAGGUUGCUUAAUGUAAGUGUACAUAUGUAUGUACAUGAUUGUUUGGAAAGAUAUUUAAAUAAAAGCAAUGAACUAGAUUAAAAGAAAAUGAUUAGGUAUUGUGAAAAAGAAUGUUAGGAUGGAUUCAUACAUUAUGAUUAUGGUUUUGUUCCUACACGUCUUGACACCUUUCUAUAAAAGUACCAAAAACGUUCUUUUUAUUAUUUUAAAAAGUAAAAGUUUUUUUUAACAAUUUAAAAGCAAAAACAUUACAAUUUGACUUGUGCAAAAAUUUUAUUUUACUUAGGCACUUAGUAGGUAGGUAAGUAGAUUUAUAAAAUCUUUUAUUGAAUAUUUUUUUGAAAAAUACACAUGGAUAAACCAUGAAAACGGAUAAUUGUAUUUAACUUAUAUUUACAUAUUUCUGCUUUAAGCCAAGUUUGUUUUUAACGUGGCAAUUGAAUGUUUUUUUUAUUAAAAACAACUGCUACGGAAAAGUUAAUAAGUAUUGAAUUUAUUGUUGUAUUCAAAAACCAGAAUAAAUCGAUAAGCUUUUAUUUAGUUUUUUUUAACAUAUAGUAUGUGCAAAUUCAUGCAUGUAAGUUGCUUGGAAAGGGCUCCUACCAUAAUUUGUUCACGAAACAUUAACUACUAUUUAUUACGAAAUAGCUACUCUUAAUGCUGUAAUUUUUUACAUGUAAAGUAUAAUAAAAAAUAAAAUUCCCUAUAAAAGUCAAAUGGUUUUUUGUGUUUCGAAGAAAUUUAAAUACAAAAAUAAAAUAAAAAAUUCUUUUUUUAUUAUUAAAUUUCUUAAUUAUUUUUAUUGAGCAUUGUAAUAAAUUAAAAAUUAUCACCAUGCGGUUAGAAACAAAUUACAUAACCAUUAUUAAAUCAUUGGUAAUAUUAUGUAAUGUUAGCUAUGUUAUUAGUAAAAUAGUAAAACCAAAUAAAGCUAUGAUUCAUCAUGAAAAUAUCAAAAUCAGAAAAAAGAAACAUCAGUAGGCUAAUACAAAAGUAGGUGAAAGAGAAUCAAAAGUUUUCCGUAAUAAAUAUGUACAUAUUAUGUAUGUAUUAAAAUUAAAAAAACAAAAUACUUAAUCGAAGAAAAUUUAAAAGCAAAUUUUCGCUACUUGAUAAUUCAUCUGAAGAAAUUGGGCAAAACGGGGAGUUAGUUCUGCCUAAUGCAAAGGAAGACUGAGAUGCUGAGGUGUAGAUAAGUAUUUUCCACAAACCUAUAAGGUUUAGAGACCAGAAUAAAUUUUCUAAAGAUGUUGUAUAUAUGCCCAGACCUGUUAAACUUCGAUCUACAGCAUUUAGUAUAAUAUGUUGGGUAUAUUGCAUUAGUUUGCUGUCGAAACCAAAUAAUUUAAUCAAAAGUGAAAAGGAUAAAUAAUGGACUUUCUAAGUUUGUUUGAUCCAACUCAAUCGGAUAAUUUUUUGGAUAAUCAAUGUUUGAAAUUAGAUAACAAUAAGAACAGAAAAAAUCAUCGAAAUGAAAAAUCAAAAAAUAAGUAUAAUGAAGGUCAACAUAUUAGAACAAAUCAUGAUCGAACAAUUUCAACAAGUAGCUCCAGUGAAAGUGAAUCGGAUUAUAAAAAUAACAAUAAAAUCAUUAUAGAUUUCGAUCAAGGUAUUUUACCUCCGGAACCACAACUUGGAAAUAUUGAAUAUAAAUUAAAAUUAAUAAAUCCUUCAAAACAACGGUUUGAACAUUUGGUUACACAAAUGAAGUGGCGUCUACGUGAAGGUCAUGGUGAAGCAAUAUAUGAAAUUGGAGUCUCUGAUUUGGGACAUAUGCACGGCCUUAAUGAUAAAGAUAUGAAUGCAUCGUUGAACACUCUUAAACAAAUGGCACAUAAUUUAGGUGCCUCAACUAGUGUUUUAAGACGAAAAUCAGUUGGUGGAAAACGUUCUGUAACUGAGGUUUUGGUGCGUAAAAUACCAGAUGAUCAACAUAAUAUAGAAGUUAGGGUAGCAGUUUUAGGUGGAGCAGAUGCUGGAAAAUCUACUCUAUUAGGUGUUUUAACUCAAGGAGAAUUUGACAACGGCAGAGGUCGUGCUCGGCUAAAUAUGUUCCGUCAUAUGCAUGAAAUUCAAUCUGGUAGAACAUCUUGUAUAUCGCACGAAACAUUAGGUUUUGAUUCUGCGGGCAAUAUUAUUAAUUAUAAAUAUAAUGAAAUGAUGACAGCUGAAGAAAUUAGCGAUAAAUCAACAAAAUUAGUUACAUUUAUGGAUUUAGCUGGUCAUCGUCGCUAUAUGAAAACAACGGUACAAGCUUUGUCAGGUUAUUCACCACAUCAUGCAAUGCUAGUUGUUUCAGCUGGUAGUGGCUUUAAUGGAACUAGUAAGGAACAUUUAUCUAUUGCAAGAGCACUCGACAUGCCCUUUUUUAUAGUUGUGACUAAAACUGAUAUAACUUCACCUGAAAGUACUGUAAACGAAUUAAAAAACAUCCUUACUUCUGUGGGUUGUAGAAAGGUGCCCUUUGUUGUAAAUAAUGAGGAUGAUGUAUUGACGGCGGGCUCGAAUUUAACAGCGGAAAACAUUGUACCUAUAUUUUGCGUAUCAAAUGUUACUGGAUCUGGAUUAGAUUUGGUUACCAGGUUUUUGUACGUUCUUUCACCGGGAAUAAGUAAUUCAGAAAAAGAGCGGUUAGAACAGGAACCUUGUGAAUUUCAUAUUGAUGAAAUAUUUAGAGUAUCUGAAGUUGGUUCCGUGGUUGGGGGUCUACUAACAAAAGGUGUUUUAACAGAAAAUAUGCAAAUGAAAAUAGGUCCAUUAGCAGAUGGACAUUUUUUUCCGGUUACAGUUCACUCUAUUCAUAGAAAUAAAGCUCCUUGCAGAGUUGUUCGAGCAGGUCAAAGUGCAUCCUUAUCUUUUCUUCCUAACGAAAACCUUUCAAUGUUACGCAGUGGAAUGAUCCUUUUAGCGGACAACAUAAACGAGGAAGAUCCUUCAGGAAUAUAUUUUUUUCAGGCAAAAGUUUCCGUUCUGUAUCAUGCCACUGCAAUAUGCGUUGGAUUUCAAACGACUGUCCAUAUUGGUAGUAUCAGGCAAACUGCCGUUAUCCGUGGUAUAAUGGGUAAAGAAAGCUUAGGAACAAAUGAUAGUGCAUCAGUGAUUUUCCAAUUUGUUUGCCACCCAGAAUACGUUCGACCUGGAAUGAGAAUUCUUUUCCGAGAAGGAAGAAAUAAAGGAAUAGGGCAUGUAACACAUGUUUUUCAACUUUAAAUUUAAAUAUUGAUUUUUAUCUGCUUAUAAUAACAGAAAAAACAUUUUAGGAACAAUUUUACUUUUUUAGCACGCUUUUGUGUUCUGAGAUUAAUAAACUAAAGACAAACAAUAGAACUAAACAAAAAUAUUAAGAAAAAUAAUUUGUUUUCAA